UUACCAAGUAGUCCUUAAAUUGGUCGCUUUUCCACCCAGAUGCAGUGGAGACUUCACUCCUAAGAAGAUGUCUCUGAAAUUGACUUUGCUGGUCCUUACCCAGCUAGCUUUAUACACAACUGUAACAACCAAGAAAGUAUGUGGCCGACCAGCCAUCACUGACGGGAUUGAUGAGUUGGCCCUGAAACGCGUGUAUGAGGUUGGUGAAGCAGUAACCCUCACAUGUGAACAGGGGUACUUGCCUUCAACAGCGACCCCUCGAAGGAUGACCUGCACCGGCACAGGAGAGUGGACAGCUCAGUCAGACCUGACAUGUUCCCCCAAGAUGUGCCCAAUCCCUAGACCUCUACAGCCAUUAGCAAUGGGGAGAACAGAAGCUCCAUUCAAGAGUGUUCUCAACUUCACAUGUGAUGAUGGGUACGUCAUGCAGGGAGCCAAUGAAAGCAAGUGUUUACAUGAUGGUACUUGGAGCAGUCAACCACCUCUCUGCAAAGCUGUUAAUUGCCCACUACCCAAGAUACUUAGAGAUGGAAGAAUUAUCCAUGAUAAGCCAGUUACUGGAACCACCGUCAUGUAUGGGCACGGCUGGACAUAUGAGUGUAAUCCACCUAAGGCACCAAGUUAUGAGAGGGGAACCUGCAUGGCUGAUGGAACGGCAACUGAGCCACCUGUGUGCCAAGAUGUGAGCUGCUCCAUUCCAACAAGCAUACCAAAUGGCUUCAUCACGUUUGCUGUGAAAAGACAACAUGGCUACAAGGAGAAGGUUAAGUACGCCUGCAAUGACCACUAUGUUCUGGAUGGCCAGGCUGAGAUACAGUGCCAAAACACAGGGAACUGGUCUUCCAAGCCGGUUUGCAGGGCUCCCUGCACAGUUGGCAUCAAAAGAGGCCGCAUCUUCUACAAUACUAGGAAGAUCUGGAUCGAAGAAUUGAAACCCAACAGAGUCCUCCAUGGAGAACAUGUUGCCUUCUAUUGUAAGAACAAAGUUGACAAGUGUGGCUACCCUGUAGCCAGCACCUGUAACGAUGGAACCCUCGCCAUCCCAGCAUGCUUUGAGGAACCAGGCAGGGUGGAGUACAACCUAAGGUCAAAAAGCCUUGCAUCUGAAAUCCAAAUGUGUGCCACUUCCCCCCCUGCAAGUCCCACGAGCGCUGCAAGACCGGCAUAACUUUGCACAAAAUGAUCUGGAACAGCAUGUACACGGACAGGAUAUGAAUAAUUGGAUCAUGAAUAAUGAAUCUGUGACAAUAUGCUAAAGGAGGCCACUUUUGUUGACAUUGUUUUGUCACCUUCAUCAUUUAUUAUGCUUCAUUUGUCAUUUGCUACUAAUAAUAAACUGAUAAUGGUGAUAAUUAAUAAAAUAAUUUUAUUAAGGCUGUAAAAUGUACCUUAGAGAGUCAAUGACCUGCAGAUACAUACAUGUCAUACAUACAUACCCAAUAGAGAGGUUACAAUAAAUACUGAAUGUGAAAAAACUGAA
Larimichthys crocea (large yellow croaker) is the source of this 1480-nucleotide messenger RNA. Its product is annotated as beta-2-glycoprotein 1. The coding region runs from base 68 to 1168 and encodes 366 amino acids. The record is from RefSeq and is a predicted model, not a curated record. The transcript is spliced from 8 exons. NCBI's taxonomy places the organism in Eukaryota, Metazoa, Chordata, Actinopteri, Sciaenidae.